Messenger RNA from Rosa rugosa (rugosa rose), 483 nucleotides. RefSeq names its product major strawberry allergen Fra a 1.08-like. Gene Ontology annotation, cellular component: nucleus; cytoplasm. The transcript has a single exon. Lineage: Eukaryota; Viridiplantae; Streptophyta; Magnoliopsida; Rosales; Rosaceae. Gene Ontology annotation, molecular function: protein phosphatase inhibitor activity; signaling receptor activity; abscisic acid binding. Gene Ontology annotation, biological process: defense response; abscisic acid-activated signaling pathway. The coding region runs from base 1 to 483 and encodes 160 amino acids. The record is from RefSeq and is a predicted model, not a curated record.
AUGGGUGUCUUCACUUAUGAAUCUGAGUUCACCUCUGUCAUCCCACCGGGUAGGCUGUUCAAGGCCUUUGUCCUUGACACCGACAACCUCAUCCCCAAGAUUGCUCCCCAAGCAGUUAAGAGUGCCGAGAUUCUUGAAGGUGAUGGAGGAGUUGGAACUAUCAAGAAGAUCAAUCUCGGUGAAGGAAGUGAAUACAGCUAUGUGAAGCAUCAGAUUGACGGAAUUGACAGAGAGAACUUUGUGUACAAGUACAGCAUGAUCGAAGGAGAUGCUAUCUCAGACAAAAUUGAGAAGAUCUCCUACGAGACUAAGUUGGUGGCAUCUUCCGAUGGAGGCUCCUUCAGUAAGAGCACCAGCAACUACCACACCAAGGGUGACGUUGAGAUCAAGGAAGAGCAUGUCAAGGCCGGAAAAAAAAGAGCCGCUGGUCUAUUCAAGAUCAUUGAGAGUCACCUUCUAUCCAACCCUGAGGCCUACAAUUAA